Sturnus vulgaris (Common starling) is the source of this 6411-nucleotide messenger RNA. NCBI's taxonomy places the organism in Eukaryota, Metazoa, Chordata, Aves, Passeriformes, Sturnidae. The record is from RefSeq and is a predicted model, not a curated record.
AUUACUGCCUUGUGACGCAUAGUUUACAUCAACAGGUAUAUCAGUCUAGUAUUAAUAUUGAGGAAACCCUUUGAAGGAUUUUUAGUGAUGAAAUAGAAAAUAAAUUUGGUGCUUUUUAUGUCCAAAACCAUGGAUCAAAGCAGAUGGAGAAAAUACAGGAAGAUUUUCUAUAGUAGGUCAGUUUCAGUUGGUAACAGACCUAUUUGUGUGUCUUCAAGACAAUAUGCAGUGCUUCAUUUCAUUGUGAUAUGAAUUAUCUCAGAAUUGAUCUGUGGUAAUACUGUACUAAAAAAUAUUUUUAGUUCUCAUUGUUUUCAUGCAAUGCCCCUUUAACUUAACUUAAUGCCUGAAUAGAAAAGUGAGUUUAAUUUCUUGUGUGUGCAGGGAGAUACUGAUUUUGUAGUUCUUGCCUUCCUAUAAUUCCUAUUGAAACAGAUAGAGAUUGUGUGCAUAAGGAGUGCUAGGACAAAUAUCUUUGUCAGAUAUUUGAUUUCCAGUUUUUUGCACAACUGAUGUUAGUGGUGAUCUCUGCAUUUACGCUGUGAGGCUAAUGUUGAUGUUUGACCAUGUGUUGCAGUUCAAAACUCUAAGACCAAGUUAUUUCUCAGUGCCAGUGUUGAAAUCCCGAUUUACUCCUGGGGUAUGAGCCAUGUGGUUUAGAGGGAUGUGACCCUUCAAAGAUGCCCAAAGAUGUUAAGUGUGUUAAAAGAAGAAUGAACAUUCCUAGAAGGCCUUGAUGCUUAGAAGUUCUAAAUUUCUUGUUAAACUACAGUGGGAGAAUAUUGUCCUGAGUAGCAUACUGUCCUGAAUUUCUUACAAGUGGUGGUGGUGGUGGUGGUGUUUUUAGGGCAUUUGAAAACCUAGCACUGAAAGGAAGCAAAAAGCAUGACUUAGAAACGGAGAUUUACUCAUGGGGUAUGGGAUGAGAGGGGAUGAGGGAGUGAGAGAGAGCAAGAGAGACUUAUUUUGCUGAAAGGGUGAACGAAAAGAAACAAAAUUACUCUCACUGGUAAAUUCAGGUACCUCCUUAAUUGAACAACAUGAGCACACAAGCGGGGUGCAGAUAAUAGACAAAGGAAAAAGAAAGGAAAUCACUCUGGGCUGGGAUUAGAACCUGGGGCUUUCCAUAUGGGAAAAAUAAUUUACACUUAAAGAGCCUAUUCUCGUAAAGGAAGGGAGAACAGUGUAGUUGAGUUAUGCUAGUAAAAAAUAUAUUUCUGUAUUAAUUCGUAUUUUUUUUAAGUACUAUUUGUGCUUUUAUUUUUAUACUAUUCACAGUAAACUCCUGACACUUCUGCCCCCUCAUAGCAGACACCUAACAAUGAAGCAGCUUCAAUUAAGAAGCAGAACAUCAGCCUCUGGCAUCUUACUCUGUUGUUCCAUCUUUUUUGCUAGGGAGAAUUCAUUUGUUUCUUAAUUAAGAAAAACACCAAUAGCAUGAAAAAUCUGCUUAUGGUACCUGAAUGGUAAUUAGGUGAAAGGUAAAAAAGAAACACACACAUACAUUCCAGUAGCAGCCAAAAUGAACUUGAGCUGAUAAAAAUGAACUAAACUACCCUUGCAUAAAUCGAGGCUGAGAGAAGUGUACAGUCAUUAUGGCUAAGACAAUAUGCAAACUAUCUUCAAAGAAAUCAAAUUGCUAGAGUGUUUUCAUUUGCAUGUAUUAACUAUUAACAUAAUGAGGAGAAGUGACAUUGGACCCGGAUUGUGUGUCUGCUUGGAUUGAUAACUCUACGGCAUCUGCAAACAGGCGCCCAAAAAUCAGACUGGUAGUCAGAUCAGUGUUGAACUCUGAAGUGUGUAUGGGUUUUUGGGGGCUUUUUUUGUUGUUUGUUUGUUUGUUUGAUUUUGCUUGUUGGUUUAUUAGGGUUUUUUGUGAGUGUUGUGGAUGUUUUUUAGUAUCUGGAACCCAGAACACCAUGCUGGGCUGUGGAGUGCAGUCUAUCCAUAUAUUUUCGUUCUUUUAAAAUGUGAUCCUUCUGCUACAAGCACUUCAUACUUUCAAGGGCCCCUUGAAGAUGCCACUGAGGAUGAAGAAGAAGAGUGCCUGUCUGAGGAAAAUGAUACUAUCUCAAAAGAAGACUUUCCAUUGGAGGAAAGCUUUUCUGCAGAGUUUGAGCCUGAAAAUCUGAGCUGUGAAGAAGUGGAAUACUUUUGUAAUAAAGGCAAUGAAGAAGGCAUCCAGGAGGCAGCUGAAUCUGAUGGUGAUGCAAGGUCAGAGAAACCAGGGCAGCUUGCUGUAGAGACUGAAGAUUGGGAUGGGCCAGGAGAGUUGGAGGUGGUCCAGAAAGACGGGGAGCGCAAGAUCCAGAGCCGGCAGCAGCUUCCGGUUGGAACAACAUGGGGGCCUUUCACUGGGAAGAUGGAUCUGAAUAAUAACACCUUGAAGACAAAGGCUUCAGUCCCUAUGGUACUGACUGCUGGCCCCAAGUGGCUGCUGGAUGUGACUUGGCAAGGAGUAGAAGACAACAAAAACAACUGCAUUGUGUACAGCAAAGGAGGGCAGCUUUGGUGUACCACGACCAAGGCCAUCUCAGAGGGUGAGGAGCUGGUUGCCUUUGUUGUGGAUUUCGACUCUAGGCUGCAAGCUGCCAGUCAGAUGACUCUGACAGAAGGCAUGUACCCCGCCCGCCUGCUGGACUCCAUACAGCUGCUCCCGCAGCAAGCUGCCAUGGCAUCUAUUUUGCCUACAGCUAUUGUGAACAAGGACAUAUUCCCUUGCAAAUCCUGUGGCAUUUGGUACCGAAGUGAGCGGAACCUGCAGGCUCAUCUCAUGUAUUACUGCAGUGGGAGGCAAAGAGAGGGGCCACAGCUGUCAGAGGAGAGUGAGGACAGUGCUCAGCAGAUAUCCAGUGUCUGCCCCUUUCCACAGUGCACCAAAAGCUUUUCAAAUGCAAGAGCUCUGGAAAUGCACCUAAAUUCUCACAGUGGAGUGAAAAUGGAAGAAUUUCUCCCACCCGGUGCUAGUCUGAAAUGCACAGUUUGUACUUAUACUGCAGACUCAGUGAUUAACUUUCAUCAGCACCUGUUCUCGCAUCUUACUCAAGCUGCCUUUAGAUGCAAUCACUGCCAUUUUGGCUUCCAAACUCAGAGGGAGCUACUGCAGCACCAAGAGUUACAUGUCUCUGGCAACAAAAUUCAGAGAGAAAGUGACAUUGAACACUCUCCAAGUGGAAAUGAAGAAGGUUUACAGCCAGCAACAGACCUGUUGAGCAGAAAUGAUGUUCCCCAGAGCCAAAAGACCAUGCAGACUAAAGAUGCAAGUUCUGAUACAGAACUUGAUAAAUGUGAAAAAAAGGCUCCACUUUUCCUUCCAAACCAGAGGCCAGAAACCCAGCCUGCCACAAAUAAGCAGAGUUUUUCAUAUACCAAAAUAAAAUCCGAACCAUCCAGUCCAAGACUUGCUUCAUCUCCAGUUCAGCCUAAUAUUGGUCCUUCUUUCCCAAUGGGACCUUUUCUUUCCCAGUUUGCUUUUCCCCAAGACAUCACUGUGGUUCCUCAGGCUUCAGAGAUAUUAGCCAAAAUGUCAGAACUGGUCCAUCGAAGGCUGAGGCAUGGAAGUAGCAAUUAUCCACCUGUAAUUUACAGUCCUUUGAUGCCUAAAGGGGCUACGUGUUUUGAAUGCAACAUAACAUUCAAUAAUUUGGACAACUAUUUGGUACACAAAAAGCAUUACUGCAGCAGCCGAUGGCAGCAGAUGGCAAAGUCACCAGAUUUUUCCAGUGUUCCAGAAAAAAUGCCUGAAGCUGUAAGUCCCAGUAAUGGUCAAAGCUCUAUAAACAUCCUGAAUCCAGCUCCUCACACAUCAGAUCCAGAAAAUCAACUUCUGCAGACAUCUUGCUUAAACUCUUCCAAUGUUUUAGAUUUGAUUGGGCCAAACAAUAAAAGUCAUGAAAAAGACUUUACUGCACAGCCUAAGAAGUUGUCAGCUGCAAGCAAUGGUGAUGAGAAGAUAAAUGGAAAACCUUCUGAUGUGAAGAAUCCCAAUGCUCCCUUAGUAGAGGGGGAGAGUGACCCUAACAAGACCACGUGUGAAGCUUGCAAUAUUACUUUCAGCAGACAUGAGACCUACAUGGUCCACAAGCAGUAUUACUGUGCCACUCGCCACGAUCCCCCGCUGAAGAGGUCUGCUUCCAACAAAGUGCCUGCCAUGCAGAGAACAAUGCGUACUCGGAAGCGAAGGAAGAUGUAUGAGAUGUGCUUACCAGAGCAAGAGCAGAGGCCACCAUUAGUUCAACAGCGAUUUCUAGAAGUUGCUAAUCUUGGCAAUCCUUGUACAUCUACUCAAGAGUCAACAGAGGGCCUUGGAGAAUGUUACCACCCACGAUGUGAUAUUUUUCCAGGAAUAGUCUCGAAGCAUCUGGAAACGUCACUGUCUAUUAACAAGUGUGUUCCAGUUUCAAAGUGUGAUACUGCCCACUCCGCCGUGUCUUGCUUGGAGAUGGAUGUGCCAAUAGAUCUCAGUAAAAAAUGCUUACCCCCAUCAGAGAGGACGUCCACUUCUCCCAAAAGGCUGCUGGACUACCAUGAAUGCACCGUAUGCAAGAUCAGUUUCAACAAGGUAGAAAACUACUUGGCUCACAAGCAGAAUUUUUGUCCUGUCACUGCUCAUCAGCGCAGUGACCUGGGACAACUCGACAGUAAGGUGUUUCAAAACCCAGAAAGUGAAAGAAACAGCCCAGAUGUCAGUUAUGAGAGAAGCAUCAUCAAAUGUGAGAAAAACGGAAACUCGAAACAGUCCUCUCCUAAUGGAAACUUAUUUUCCACACACUUAGCAACACUUCAAGGACUGAAAGUCUUUAGUGAAGCGGCCCAGCUUAUUGCUACAAAAGAAGAAAACAAACAUUUGUUUCUUCCACAAUGCCUUUACCCUGGAGCAAUAAAGAAAGCUAAAGGAGCAGAUCAGCUUUCUCCAUAUUAUGGAAUAAAGCCAAGUGAUUACAUUUCUGGUUCUCUCGUCAUUCAUAAUACUGAUUUAGAUCAAAGCACAAAUACAGAAAGUGAAUCUCCUAAAGGCCAGGCGCCUUCGAAUGGAUGUGCUGUGCAGAAGAAAGAAUCUCUUCCACUACUGCCGAAAAACCGAGGCAUGGUAAUAGUUAAUGGGGGACUAAAACAGGAGGAAAGACCUGCUGCUAACCCACAGCAAGAGAACAUUUCCCAGAAUCCUCCACAUGAAGAUGGGCACAAGUCUCCUUCUUGGAUCUCUGAGAAUCCCUUAGCUACAAAUGAAAAUGUCUCUCCAGCAAUUCCUACAGCAGAGGAACAGUUGUCUAGUAUAGCUAAAGGUGUGAAUGGCUCUACCCAGGCUCCAACCAGUGGAAAGUAUUGCCGACUGUGUGACAUCCAGUUCAACAAUCUCUCAAACUUUAUAACUCAUAAGAAGUUUUAUUGCUCUUCACAUGCAGCAGAACAUGUCAAAUGAAACGAUCAGUCACCUUUGGUACAUGUGUUUAGCAUAUUGUUCCAUACAGUUUAAAGAAAGCUGUUUGAAUUACAUCUGGACAAUCAGGAGAUUUCACUAUUGCUGAGUUGAAGACUUAAAGGUGUAAUUUCAUUACAGUCCAUUAGUAAAGUGUAUUAUUGGUGCCAUUUUCAAAAAUAUUAAUUUAUUUUACCAGCAGUAUUCAUAGCUGUAGUUAUGUUAUUUUUUAUUUAAAAACUUUAUAUUAAAGUCAUUUGUAAUGUUAUUGUAUAGUUAUUGUGUAGCACAUAUGGUUUGCACUGUAUAGUAGAUUUUAAAGAAAUAGUCGCAAACAAUACAGAAAAGCAUUUUAGAAAUAGCUUCAAAAGCACUUGUGUAUCCUGAUUUUUUUUUCUUAUAUGCUGUUGCAGAUAUAUGUAUAUGCUAAAAUAUAACUUGCAAAGAAGUUUCAACUAUGCUGUAAAGUUCGCCUUAAAAUUUCAAUUUUUUUGAACAAUUGGGCUCAGUUUGCACUUUAUAUUUUAGCACAUACAGUACCUUAGUCAUUAGGCUUUGCAUUUGUAUGUAGCAGUAUGUUUCUGUCCACUUUCUUAAUCUGAAACGUACGUUAAAUGAAGAUGGCAUUUUCUUUCUUGUAUAGUACUUGUAUUUUCUUUCGCUGAUGCAUCUCUGUCUCAAUUUUUAAACCUUUGCUGUUAAAUGCAAUACUUUAUAAAGAAUGAACAAAAUUACUGGAAGCAGUAUUGUAAGAAAUGAGGUCAUAUCAAUCAGUUUUAUCUUUUGAAAGGCACAGUCUAAAACAAAACCCUAAACUCAAUGCUGCAAGUAUGAAUCUAAUUCAUAUAUAAGAUAUAUUUAAAUAUAAGAGUAGCAAUACUGCAACUGGUGAUCACAAAGAUAAUGUUCUACUUCUGAUAGAAAUAAUUUCUCAACAAAUGUUGUUACUAUGCAUGUAUAUGGAUGGAAUAAAAUUCCAGAUAAUUGGAGAA